Messenger RNA from Loa loa (African eye worm), 1584 nucleotides. RefSeq lists its product as hypothetical. The record is from RefSeq and is a predicted model, not a curated record. Gene Ontology annotation, cellular component: Golgi membrane. The transcript has 6 exons. Lineage: Eukaryota; Metazoa; Nematoda; Chromadorea; Rhabditida; Onchocercidae. Bases 87 to 953 code for a protein of 288 amino acids.
CUUUUUGCAAACACAAUUUAAAUGAGUUAUACGAAUAAGUUUAUGCGAAUUUCUGCGUAUCAGCUAUUACACCUGUUCCACAGGGCAUGGUACACGCUGGUACCUCGUUCACUUUUGCAUCUUCUGGAGGUCGAGGUCGGAGAUUUCCGGGAAGUGGUUAUACAUCACCUGGUGGGAGAUCUAUUGCCAGUAACGAAUCUACGGAUCAUAUAGGAUGUCUUACAGCAGUUAGGAUGACAGCAGUAGCAAAACUUAAUCGUUAUUUUCGAAGACUUAUUCGUUUUCAUCAGAUGGACUUUGAAUUUGCUCUUUGGCAAAUGAUUUAUCUGCUGAUCAAACCUCAGAAAGUAUACCGCAACUUUAUGUAUCGCAAGCGGACAAAGGACCAGUGGGCACGCGAUGAUCCAGCUUUUCUUGUACUUCUUUUGACAGCUCUUGCUGUAUCGAGUAUUUUAUUUGCUUGGACUAUUCAACUUUCAUUCAUUGGUUUCAUUGCAUUUUUCCUAUGGGUCGUUUUCAUUGAUUGUAUUGGUGUUGGAAUACUUAUCGCGACUAUUUUAUGGUUUGCAUCUAAUCGUUUCUUGAGGCGAGUUGUUGAUCAGGAUGUGGAAUGGGCUUAUUGCUUUGAUGUACAUCUCAACGCGUUUUUCCCGAUGCUUAUGCUUCUUCAUGUUCUUUUACCCCUCACAUUUUCGCAUCUGAUAGGUUUCGAUGCAUUUUUGCCGCGACUGUUUGGUAAUACGAUUUGGUUUGUGGCUAUAGUUUAUUAUAUAUAUAUCACCUUCUUGGGAUAUACUGCACUUCCAAUAUUGAAAAAUACACACAUCUUCUUAUACCCGAUUUCGUUCCUCUUCAUAUUUUAUGUGGCGACUGUUACGGCCGGUUGGAAUAUUUCGCUGACAGCUAUGGAUUUUUAUCAUUUAAGAGCUGAAAAUAAACAAAGAGGACAUUGAGAGUAUGAUCUUUGUUUUUUGUAAAUAUAAUUCUUAUUUGCAUUCAUGCCUUUGCUGUUAUAAUAUACAUCCGUCAUAAGUAGGCUUCAGCCUACUCUGCAUUACGUAAGGAUAGGUUGAACUUUGUUCAAUAAUUUUCUUAGUGAUUUUCAACCUCAGCAUUGUGUAAUUUCCAACUUUUGCUAAAAUUUGAAAAGAGUUGAACACUCUGCUUCAAAGGAUAUAUCUUCCAUUUGUUUUCACUCAUUGAUAUUUUCUUUGCUUUUUAUGCUUGUAACUUUGUAAAGAACCACACAGUUAAAGAGAUGUGUUUAUUUACAGAAAGUCUUGCAUUUUAGAAACGUAGAUAAAUAUCCGUAGAUGAAUAUUCAAUCGAAAAAAGAUCAUCUCGACUCAUCUGUUGCUAAUCUGUUAAUUGUUUGUAUAUUGUCUUAUAAUGGUUCUUUUUUCUAACCUGGUGAACAAUUCCUUGUUCAAACAAAGGAAAUUUUCGGGUUUACGGGUUGGAUACAAAGAAAAAUGAUUGAAGGUCAUCUCGAAUUGGUUUGUAUUUGUUUGCUGUUUUUAAAAGAUGAAUACAGAUAUAAUACGAAUGGAAAUCGUGGAAGAACCGAAAGGAAUAAUACGGGGA